Molecule: messenger RNA, 1877 nt
Organism: Salvia splendens (bonfire salvia)
Lineage: Eukaryota; Viridiplantae; Streptophyta; Magnoliopsida; Lamiales; Lamiaceae
Product: probable WRKY transcription factor 26
Exons: 5
Coding region: 129-1667 (512 amino acids)
Biological process (GO): regulation of DNA-templated transcription
Molecular function (GO): DNA-binding transcription factor activity; sequence-specific DNA binding
Source: RefSeq, a predicted model, not a curated record
UUGAGAGAGAAGACAAUUUCUGGAGAGAUAUAUAGCCGGAGAGAAAAGAGAGAAUGUUCACAUUUUAAGUCUCGUGUUCCCACAUAAUCAAUUCAUCGCCCAAUCCAUUUUCUCCUCUGCAACUAUUCAUGUCUUCUGUCUCUUUCACCAGUCUCCUCACCUCCGACCACCACUCUACCACCACCUCCUCCGCCGUGAGCAGAGGCCUCGGUGAUCGGAUAGCUGAGAGGACUGGCUCUGGUGUUCCCAAAUUCAAGUCCCUGCCGCCGCCUUCGCUGCCGAUAACUCCCCUCUCCGUCGCUUCGCCUUCUUCCUGGUUCGCUAUUCCACCCGGCCUCAGCCCCGCCGAGCUUCUCGAUUCUCCAAUUCUUCUUCCCGCUUCCAAUAUUUUGCCGUCUCCGACCACCGGGACUUUUCCGAUUCAGGAUUUCGGUUGGAAGAGUGGUUCCAGUAGAAACGAUAUCAAGCUCGAACACAGCAACUACUCAGAAUUCUGUUUCCAAACCCAAAAGCCUUUGCCGUCUUAUAAUUUGUUGAACCAGGGUGAUGAGAGAUGGAAUUACCAACAGUCCGCCAAUCCAAACGAUCAACACAAACCAAGCGCGAAAUCGGAAAUCGAUCAAACGCCGAGCUACUCGCCGGAAAUGGCUGCGAUCCAAGGAAACGAUCAAAGCUGCAACACCGCGCAAAUAGAAUACAAUCACUACAAUCAGAAGCAAGCAUCGUCACAGAAUCGUAAGUCAGAUGAUGGCUACAACUGGAGGAAAUACGGGCAGAAGCAGGUGAAGGGGAGAGAAAAUCCGAGAAGCUAUUACAAGUGCACCUUCGCCAAUUGCUCGAUGAAGAAGAAAGUGGAAACGGAUUUAGACGGACGGAUCACUGAGAUCGUCUACAAAGGCAAUCACAACCAUCCCAAGCCUCAAUCCACUCGAAGAUCGUUGUUGUCUUCUUCAUCGGCUUCUUCAUCCGUACACCACCAGUCCUACUCUGCACAAAUCUCCGAGCAAUCGUACGGCCAGGAGAGGAUCGAUUCUUCCGUCGCAACUCCCGACAACUCGACGAUUUCGAUUGGGGAUGAUGAGCUGGAGCAGAGCUCGCGCAAGAGUAGGUCCGGUGGAGAUGAGAUCGACGAUGAAGAGCCUCGUACCAAGAGAUGGAAAUGCGAGAGUGAGAGUGAAUGCGUUUCUGCAGUUGGAAGCAGGGCAGUGAGAGAACCCAGAGUGGUAGUUCAGACGACUAGCGACAUUGAUAUCCUCGACGAUGGCUACCGAUGGAGAAAGUAUGGGCAGAAAGUGGUGAAGGGGAAUCCAAAUCCUAGGAGCUACUACAAGUGCACGACUCCAGAGUGCGCGGUGAGGAAGCAUGUGGAGCGGGCAUCUCAGGAUCCCCGGUCAGUGAUAACAACGUACGAAGGGAAGCACAACCACGACAUCCCUGCUGCUCGUGGUAGUGGUAGUGGUAAUGGUUAUGGCAGGCUGAGCAGCAAUGCUGGUGCAGCCAUAAGGCCGACCCCAUUGCCAAAUAACGGUAUGAGGCAGCCCAUGAUCGAUGGCUAUGACAUGGGAAGCUAUGGCUACUCGAGUUUUGGAACCUACGACACUACACCGUUUUCGAGAGCCAAAGAUGAGCCUAAAGAUGACUUGUUUCUCGAGUCAUUGUUGUGCUGAAUUGAGAUCAGAUCACUAUGUGUUGUUGUGUGCAGAAGAAAACUAUUUAACUGAUGGCUUGAAAUUCCUGGUUUACACAAUUUGGGUUUUGAGAGGGUGUAUUUUUUUAUUAGGUGUAGGUUUCGAAUUAUUGAUUGUUCAUUUUUUUGGGUUCUUGAUAUUUGUUUGUAAUGCACAUACAUAUAUAUAUUUCUUGUACAUCCCGAGAGA